Messenger RNA from Orycteropus afer afer, 1162 nucleotides. RefSeq names its product ring finger protein 41 (gene RNF41). Gene Ontology annotation, cellular component: plasma membrane signaling receptor complex. Gene Ontology annotation, molecular function: zinc ion binding; ubiquitin protein ligase activity. Gene Ontology annotation, biological process: protein K63-linked ubiquitination; tumor necrosis factor-mediated signaling pathway; regulation of canonical NF-kappaB signal transduction. NCBI's taxonomy places the organism in Eukaryota, Metazoa, Chordata, Mammalia, Tubulidentata, Orycteropodidae. The record is from RefSeq and is a predicted model, not a curated record.
AGUGCUCCUGAUUGUGACAUCACGUCCAUCCCCUUGGCAAUGGAGCUUGUCACUAGGAAGGAAGACUCAUUUGGAAAAUAGCCAACAAGAUGGGAUACUGGGAGCGUCUUCUGUGUGACACUGAGUGGAGGCAUCAGGGGGUUGGAGCCUUGUGAACAGGGAACCUGCCCCCCAACACUUGGAAGGACCUGGGUUUCAGUGAUGAGACAUGGGGUAUGAUGUAACCCGCUUCCAGGGGGAUGUUGAUGAAGACCUUAUCUGCCCUAUUUGCAGUGGAGUCUUGGAGGAGCCAGUACAGGCACCUCAUUGUGAGCAUGCUUUCUGCAAUGCCUGCAUCACCCAGUGGUUUUCUCAGCAGCAGACGUGUCCGGUGGACCGUAGCGUCGUGACGGUCGCCCACCUGCGCCCCGUACCUCGGAUCAUGCGGAACAUGUUGUCAAAGCUGCAGAUUGCCUGUGACAACGCUGUAUUUGGCUGCAGUGCUGUUGUCCGGCUUGACAACCUCAUGUCUCACCUCAGUGACUGUGAGCACAACCCGAAGAGGCCUGUGACCUGUGAACAGGGCUGUGGCCUGGAGAUGCCCAAAGAUGAGCUGCCAAACCACAACUGUAUUAAGCACCUGCGCUCAGUGGUACAACAGCAGCAGACACGUAUCGCGGAGCUGGAGAAGACGUCAGCUGAACACAAACACCAGCUGGCGGAGCAGAAGCGAGACAUCCAGCUGCUCAAGGCAUAUAUGCGAGCAAUCCGUAGUGUCAACCCCAACCUUCAGAACCUGGAGGAAACAAUCGAAUACAAUGAGAUUCUAGAGUGGGUGAACUCCCUGCAGCCAGCAAGAGUGACUCGCUGGGGAGGGAUGAUCUCGACCCCCGAUGCUGUGCUCCAGGCUGUAAUCAAGCGCUCCCUGGUGGAGAGUGGCUGUCCUGCUUCUAUUGUCAACGAGCUAAUUGAAAAUGCCCAUGAGCGGAGCUGGCCCCAGGGUCUGGCCACGCUAGAGACAAGACAGAUGAACCGGCGCUUCUAUGAGAACUACGUGGCCAAGCGCAUCCCUGGCAAGCAGGCUGUUGUUGUGAUGGCCUGCGAAAACCAGCAUAUGGGUGAUGACAUGGUUCAGGAGCCAGGUCUUGUCAUGAUAUUUGCGCAUGGUGUGGAGGAGAUAUAG